Lachancea thermotolerans CBS 6340 is the source of this 786-nucleotide messenger RNA. RefSeq names its product Cuz1p (gene CUZ1). The transcript has a single exon. The coding region runs from base 1 to 786 and encodes 261 amino acids. Gene Ontology annotation, cellular component: cytoplasm. Gene Ontology annotation, molecular function: zinc ion binding. NCBI's taxonomy places the organism in Eukaryota, Fungi, Ascomycota, Saccharomycetes, Saccharomycetales, Saccharomycetaceae. The record is from RefSeq and is a predicted model, not a curated record.
AUGACGAAUGUUGAAACCGGAAUGCUGGAUGUGGGAACCCACUGCACGUUUUGCCGACAGCUCGACUUCCUUCCCUUUCACUGCAAACAAUGUGGAGGUGACUUUUGCAGCUCUCACAGGAGCCGAACUUCACACCGCUGCGCUUCGGAGCAGCAGCAAAAUUCAGAGCAGGAACCCCAGUCGGGGAGCGUCUCCCCAGUUAGGAACGCCAAUGGAGAGUAUUUUGCUACUUUGCUUCCAGAGAAAGGCCACAUUCGCGUAAAGCAGGCGGAACAGAAUGCGCAAAGGCCGCAUAGGGCUAGCGACCGAAGUGUCAAAGACCGGCUCGAGGCCAGCGGAAACAAAAGCGCAUUAGAAAAGUUGAAAUCGUUUUUCGGAAGGCGAUCUAACUCCCGUGCUGCCAAUCCAUCGAAAAAGGGUCCGGCGAACCGUCUCAUUCAGCUUGCAAAGCUUAAACAAUCGGCGAAAGGGGAUCCCAAAAUCCCAAUGGCCAACCGUGUGUAUGCAUUUUGCUUCGUGAUCGAUGCCAAAGACGAGAACGUGAGGCACGAACUCUUUGUUAACAAGAUAUGGCCCGUGGGGCGCGCCCUCGACUACAUAGCGAACCAACUUGCCGUGCAAAACCUUAACAACAGCGUCCAAGCCUCCGUCAACGAAAAGCUUUUUCUGUACCGUGACUGCGAUGGUGUGCCGGCUCCCCUCGAUACAUCUUGCCGAGUUGCGGCAAUCAUUCACGAUGCUGACACCCUUUAUCUGGUACGAGGUGAACAACUUCCUACCGUUUAA